Messenger RNA from Leptinotarsa decemlineata (Colorado potato beetle), 585 nucleotides. RefSeq names its product Nucleostemin 3 (gene Ns3). The record is from RefSeq and is a predicted model, not a curated record. Gene Ontology annotation, molecular function: GTPase activity; GTP binding. Gene Ontology annotation, biological process: ribosomal subunit export from nucleus. Gene Ontology annotation, cellular component: cytosol. NCBI's taxonomy places the organism in Eukaryota, Metazoa, Arthropoda, Insecta, Coleoptera, Chrysomelidae.
AUAAUAGAGGUUUCAUGACAUCUAAUGGACAACCGGAUAACUCGAGAGCAUCCAGAUACAUUCUUAAAGACUACAUGAAUGGAAAACUCUUGUACUGUCACGCACCUAAAGGUGUAGACCAAAGUACUUAUCAUACUUGGCCUGAAAGGCAGAAAAUAGUUUCAGAAAGUAAAGUUCUACCACCCAGAGCUGUACUUGCCAUCAAGCCUUGCUACGACACAGUUGAGGAUAUAGACAAAGUGUUUUUCAAUCCCGCUAAAAAGGCAGUUCACGCCAAAGGCCUUCCUGGGAAAGCAAUCAAUUUAACAAGUGAUCAGUCUUCUCAUUCAAGUACGAGCAGCGAAAUAGAAAAACCAUGGAAACAACACAAUAAACAUAAGAACAAAGGAAAAAAAGAGAAAUUGAGGAGGGUUUACGCUCAUCUGGACCAACACUGAUGCAUUUAGGGAGACAAGAGUAGGAGUGGUUGAACUGGUUAUCAAAGGGAAUUACUAUUGUUUUACCUUCGCGGUUUUGAAAGAAUUAACCUUGUAUAAAUGUGAUAUUUUUAAUACUGUUGUACUGAAAAUAAACAUUCGUUACGUA